This is a messenger RNA of Chelonia mydas (Green sea turtle), 5393 nucleotides long. It is a transcript of the gene SLC5A3, whose product is annotated as solute carrier family 5 member 3. Gene Ontology annotation, biological process: myo-inositol transport; inositol metabolic process; transmembrane transport. The record is from RefSeq and is a predicted model, not a curated record. The coding region runs from base 442 to 2583 and encodes 713 amino acids. Lineage: Eukaryota; Metazoa; Chordata; Testudines; Cheloniidae. Gene Ontology annotation, molecular function: D-glucose:sodium symporter activity. The transcript has 2 exons. Gene Ontology annotation, cellular component: plasma membrane.
GCCGCGCCGCGCCCCCGCCCCCCACGCUCUGCCCCCAUCGCGCCGCCAGCAGCAGCAGCAGCAGCAGCAGCAGCAGGAGGAGGAUGCCCCGCUAUGAGCUGGCUUUGAUCCUGAAAGCCAUGCAGAGGGGUUGGUACAGUAGGCCUCACUAGACUUAGCUGCAGCUAAGAAUUUCUCCUACAUCAACAGAGUUAAUGCUGAUCUUGUGGAAAGUCGAUUAAAAGUGCGUGCUAAGUUCUCAAAUUUCCAUUUAAGAAGUGGAGAAAAUAAAUCUGUCUUCUCAAAGUGUACUACAACCACCACCAUCAAGACAGCAAAUCAAGGGACAAAGAAUUUGAUCUGCAGUAUUGAUAAAUGUAAACUGGUUCACAUAUUACUCUAAAGACUUCUUGGGGGGUGAAAAUUGGACAUCGUCAGUCAGAAGUCAUUUUGUUUAUAAAAAUGAGGGCUUCUUUGGAAACAGCAGACAUUGCCAUUGUGACACUAUACUUUGUGCUUGUACUGUGCAUAGGCUUUUUUGCCAUGUGGAAAUACAAUCGAAGCACCGUAAGUGGCUACUUCUUGGCAGGCCGUUCUAUGACAUGGGUAGCUAUUGGUGCAUCCUUAUUUGUGAGCAAUAUUGGGAGUGAACACUUCAUUGGGCUCGCAGGAUCUGGAGCAGCAAGUGGAUUUGCAGUAGGUGCAUGGGAGUUCAACGCCUUAAUGCUUUUACAGCUUUUAGGAUGGGUCUUCAUCCCAGUCUACGUACGGUCAGGAGUAUAUACCAUGCCUGAAUACUUGUCCAAACGUUUUGGAGGACAUAGAAUUCAAAUAUAUUUUGCGGCGUUGUCUUUGAUUCUUUAUAUCUUCACCAAACUUUCUGUUGACUUGUAUUCAGGUGCACUCUUUAUUCAAGAAUCUCUAGGUUGGAACCUUUAUUUGUCAGUUAUCCUGCUUAUUGGAAUGACUGCUUUGUUGACUGUGACUGGAGGUCUUGUGGCUGUCAUCUACACGGACACUCUUCAGGCUCUGCUUAUGAUUAUUGGUGCCCUCACACUGAUGAUCAUAAGUAUGAAGGAGGUUGGUGGGUUUGAAGAAGUUAAAAGAAGGUAUAUGUUGGCAACACCAAAUAUUACGUCAAUCUUGUUAACCUACAAUCUUUCCAGUACCAACUUUUGUCAUGUCCAUCCAAAGCCUGAUGCUCUUAAAAUGUUGCGUGAGCCAACAGAUGAAGAUAUUCCCUGGCCUGGAUUUCUGUUUGGGCAGACCCCGGCUUCUGUAUGGUACUGGUGUGCUGACCAAGUCAUAGUUCAGAGGGUUUUAGCUGCAAAAAAUAUUGCUCAUGCCAAAGGAUCCACACUAAUGGCAGGUUUUUUAAAGCUGUUGCCUAUGUUUAUUAUAGUUAUCCCAGGGAUGAUUUCACGUAUACUGUUUGCAGAUGACAUUGCCUGUAUCAGUCCCGAACACUGCAUGCAAGUCUGUGGAAGCAGAGCUGGAUGCUCUAACAUUGCCUAUCCACGUUUGGUGAUGAAACUUGUACCAGUUGGUCUGCGGGGACUUAUGAUGGCUGUAAUGAUUGCUGCACUAAUGAGUGACUUGGACUCAAUAUUUAACAGUGCCAGCACUAUAUUUACACUUGAUGUCUACAAACUCAUACGCAAGAGUGCCCCAUCUAGAGAACUAAUGAUUGUAGGAAGAGUAUUUGUCGCUUUCAUGGUAAUUAUAAGCAUUGCCUGGGUUCCAAUAAUUGUGGAAAUGCAAGGAGGCCAGAUGUAUCUCUAUAUUCAAGAGGUAGCAGAUUAUUUGACUCCACCAGUGGCCGCACUGUUUCUAUUGGGUAUUUUUUGGAAGCGUUGCAACGAACAAGGGGCAUUCUAUGGUGGAAUGGUUGGGUUUAUUCUUGGGUCUAUAAGGCUGAUAUUGGCGUUUAUUUAUCGUGUCCCUGAGUGUAACCAGCCUGAUACUAGGCCAGGCUUCAUCAAAAAUAUCCAUUAUAUGUAUAUUGCUACUGCUCUGUUUUGGAUCACUGGAAUUGUGACUAUUAUAGUAAGCCUCUUUACACCACCACCAACAAAGGAACAGAUUCGAACAACCACUUUCUGGUCUCUAAAAAUCAGAUCUGUAAAAGAAAAUGCUUCAAAAGAGGAUCCAUAUAAGGUACAAGAAAAAACCAUCUUGAAAUGUAAUGAAAAUGCCAAUCAUAUCUUGCCAAAUGGUAAAUCUGAAGAAAAUAUUAAAAAUAUUAAACCUGAGGAUAUAAAUCUUCUAGUUACUUGCAGAGAAGACAGCAACCCAGUGAUUUCUGUAAGUCACUCUGAAGUUGAAACACCAGUUGAUUGUUAUUCAAAUGGACAGGUGGCUCUCAUGGGUGAGAAAAAGCGUGAGGAAGAGACUGAUGAUCGAGAUAAACAUUGGAAAUUCAUAGAUUGGUUCUGUGGCUUUAGAAGUAGAAACAUGAAUGAAAGAGCCAUCCAAGAUACAGAGGAAGAGACUCUCUGUUUACAAAUGUUGGAAGAGACUCCAAAAGUUAAACUAUUACUAAAUAUUGGACUGUUCUGUGUCUGUUCACUUGGAAUAUUCAUGUUUGUCUAUUUCUCUUUGUGAGUGGUGAAGCUUUAAGGGUAUGGCUAAACAUACAGAAGCUGAUACAAGUCUCUCUGGAGAAUUUUAAAAAAAAUAUACAAAACUUGCAUCUCAGGCAUUGUUUACGCUAUAUUGUAAAAUCAACUUGUCAGCCAAUUUAAAGACCAUUUGAGAUGUGUAUUAUAUUAGCUCUGUUUAAAUAAGGAAGAAUGUGGUUUUUAGUGCAGUACUGCAAGGUGUAUGUGUGUGUGUAUACACCAAAGAAAGAGGGGGUGGCUGUUUUUAAGGAAGAACAUUAAGGUGCUCAGUCCAAUAUUAAAGUGAAAAUAAAAUUAAGUGUAUAAUUGGCAUUAUCAUGGCUGUCAGUCUAAAGAUAAAGAUACCCAUAUAUAGUUUAUCCUCUGUAUCGUACUCCUGCUAACUUGACCAACAUGUUGCUGCUUAAUUUUGCUUGCAGUUUUUCACUUUUUUUUAAAAUUACGUAUAAAAAAUGUGUGGUGCUUAAAUUCCACAAUUCAUUUAUACUCAACAAAAAGACAGCAUUCAGAAUGCUGUCAUCUCCUCAUGUAUUAUUUUGGAACAUGCGGUCACUCUCCAGCUGCCUUCUACUUUUCUCCAUAAGAUUAGAAACCAAACAUACUUAGUCACAGAUUUUAACUUUUUUUUUUUCCUCCUAUCCAAAUUAAACACUGGUAUGGUGAAAGAUUGAUAUAUAUUUUUGAGGGAUGGAUGUGAGCAAGCCUGAAAUUAUACACUGUUUAACUUUUUGUAAACUUUAGUUUAUGACCCUACUGAGGGCGCGGGUCAAAAAGGGAUGGAUACUGUACCUGAAUUUUCUAGUAAAUGUGGACCAAAACAAAUUCACUCCCACCCCAUUCCAAAUUUCUGUAACAUUUUUGCUGUGUACAUGAAUAGGGUUAGCCUCUCCUUAGGGAGCAAGCUCCAGAUGGAUGCUAUUGCUAGGAAAAGAGAUCUGCCCAAGCAUUAUCAAAGUGAAAACUCGAAUAUGCUUCAACUGGAUUUAAAAAAAUUAAAUACCCCUAAAGGAAAUCUCUAGCAACCCUAUCAUCAAGCUAGAUGCAGUGCAGUCUGUUAAAUGUUAACUAAUGUGUACUAUGGAUAUUUGUUUUAAAUUUCUAUUUUGGAAGAGGGAAGUGGAAGCAACAAAUAACAAGAGUCUGUAUUUAGCACAGUACUCUUUCUUUCUAACUUCAUCUGUUAGGAAAAGAAUAGUAUGAAGGAUUCCACAUGGGGAAGGAAGUGAAUGUAGUGGGCAGCUUCAUUAUCUUCAGCUGGGCUUUUUUUGAUGCGUAUGUGGAAAAGCAAAACAACUUCUUGUGCUUUAGCAAAGUGCCUUCAAAUUACAGGAGUGCACAAAAGAUGAGACUUUGAAGCUUUGUCCCCUAGGGGCUGUUACUGGAAACUCUAUUAAGGGUUUGCAGAAUUGGACACAGUUUAAUACCCAGUUUAAUUACCCUGAGUAGCCUGUUGAUUUUAAUGGGACUGCUAGCAGAAUAGUGUGCUACUUGAUGUGAGUAAAAAUGGUAGGUUAAUGGAAUCUGGGUUGAAUCUAAAUAUUGACUGCUGGAGGAAAAACAUCUUGCUGCAUAGAACUCCAGUGGGUCACUGAACAGCUCUUGGUAAGCCAACAAUAACUAGAUUAUCUGAUGGAACUGGUCAUUUACCGUACUCUUGAAAUAGCAAUUGAGGCUGGUAGGUCUGUGGAUUUGAAUAGAUGCCGAGAUGUUUCACAGCAACUACUGUUCAUUAUCAGCUUUGUUUCUAUCUUGCACUUGGAAGGUAGAACACUGUGGAUCGCAAUAGAGAGAUGAGCAUAUGAGCCAUGUUUGAAUAAUGUAGAUGACGGCAGUUACUGUACAUGGCUGAGGCUUGGUUUUGGUAGUGUUGUCAAUGUGUGUAAAAGUUGUUGUUUAAAUGGGUUGCUUCACACAGAAAAAUAUUCUUUUUUUAAAUUAUAAAUUCUUAGUACAUGAAAGAUUCUGUAAAAAUGGAAAGUCAAGUUCAUAAGUUAGUUAUUGGAGGUGUGAUGGGGGAAAUGAUACAGUAUACAAAGAAAUGAACAAAACUCUUUACCCUGCAUAUAAACAGUAAAUAAAAAAAGCUUGGAUGGGUUUGCCCUAAAUGUAGAUGGAUACACUAGGAAGAGGAGGGGGAUGAAGAACUCAGGGAGACUCUUCCUUUUUGUGUAGGGACAGAGUGGCUGUGGACCCAGAGCUUCUAUAUGCGUUUUCAGGGCCUGGCUAAAAUGCUCAGUAGCACACUUGGGGGGUGUGGUGUGCCAUCUUUGGGAUGUUAACAGGCACUAUCCCCUACUAACUCUGCAUACAUUUCCAUCAGCAACUGGCAUUAGAGGGUUUGCUUACUGGCCCUUCUUGAUCCAGUUUUAAUGAAUGUAUUAUCACCUGCCUCUCAAAGGUAGGCUGGCUCAGGGACCCUUUGCUUUACUGCCACUGCUUCAGUCCUUCUUACUCUUUCGCUAGAAUGCCUCACACAGUAAUAGGGCCAGAAACAUAUAUCUUGUCUCCACCUAGAUAAACAGCAGCCUGCCUAACACAGUCUCUUCCCUAGUUCCUUUGCCCCAGAUGAGUUCUUUUCUACCAAGCCCACUUUACAUGUUUACUGCACAGUGAGUGCACAUGGCACUGGGCACACUUAUGAGCAGUGAUAAAAUUUUAACCCUAUAACAACAUGUAAUAUUCACCAAUAAUUAUGGCUGUAAUAGGUCUACACUUUUAAAGACAAGGAGUUUCAGUCUAUUGGCAUAUGUUUGAUCAUACUUCGAUUACUAAAACACAGUUUACUUAGCUCUA